AUGGACUUCCUUGAAACCUUUUCACCAGUUGUUAAACCAGCAACUAUUCGGAUCAUUCUCUCUGUUGCUCUCAUGAAUGGCUGGCCACUUAAACAAAUUGAUGUCAAAAAUGCAUUUUUGAAUGGCUAUUUGACUGAAACUGUUUUUAUUGAGAAGCCUCAAGGUUUCCAAGAUGCUCGGUUUCCACACCAUGUUUACAAAUGGAAUCGUGCUCUAUAUGGUCCCAAACAGGCCCCGCGGGCUUGGUAUGAUCGGUUUGCUCAAUUUUUAUUCUCUCACAACUUUCAAGCCAGCUCUGCAGAUCCAUCGUUAUUUGUGAGACUCCAACAGUCCACUGUAACUAUACGUCCAUUAUAUGUGGAUGAUAUCAUUCUCACUGGCAGCAGUCCAACUUUUCUUGCAUCCUUUCAAAAUGAAGUCUCUCGUACUUUUGCUAUGACUGAUCUUGGGGACUUACAUUAUUUCUUAGGCAUUCAAGUCCAACACACUACUUCCAGCCUAUUCCUCAACCAGCAACGCUAUAUUAUGGACAUCCUAGAACGUGCUCAGAUGCAAUCAUGCCGAUCAACUGUUACCCCAAUAGUUACUAAUGUUUACAGCAACAGUACUGUAGAAGAAGAAGCAUAUCCCAAUGCUACAUUGUAUCGUAGUCUUGUUGGAGCUCUGCAAUAUCUUACUUUUAUUCGACCAAACAUUACUUAUGCUGUUAAUUAUGUGUCACAGUUUAUGCAUGUUCCUUCCCUGCGACAUUUUCAGUUGCUGAAACGCAUACUUCGAUAUAUUCAGGGCACUAUCUCUCUUGGAAUGCAAUUGUUUAAGCCGAGCAAAUUAUCAAUUGGAGCUUAUUUUGAUGCAGAUUGGUCUGGCUGCCCCUCCACUCAUCGCUCUACCACAGCCUGCUGCACUUUUCUGGGCCCCAAUUGUAUUUCUUGGGCAUCUAAACAACAACAAAGUGUUGCGAGAUCUUAUUGUGAAGCUGAAUAG
Messenger RNA from Nymphaea colorata (pocket water lily), 984 nucleotides. RefSeq lists its product as uncharacterized. Lineage: Eukaryota; Viridiplantae; Streptophyta; Magnoliopsida; Nymphaeales; Nymphaeaceae. The transcript has a single exon. The coding region runs from base 1 to 984 and encodes 327 amino acids. The record is from RefSeq and is a predicted model, not a curated record.